CACAGCAUUUAAUUCAACAUGGUAUUACACUAUUUUGAAGGUGCUUGUUACUCCGAUACAAGAUAGGUUUUUGUGCUGUCCACCCUAAUGGCUGUGUGGAGAGUGAGGGCAGGUGGCAUUUUAUUGUGUAAUCCCGUCUUUCAGAUGAUGAUAAUUGGCGGCAACAAGCAGGAAGCAGUUGUGCAGGGGCCUAAUGGCAGGGAUGUGCUCUUUAGCUCUGACUCACAACUGAUUGAAUGUUGCUUUUUGUCUCUUCUGUGGUUGACCUGUGCUGGGUUGGACCUGAGCCAGAAGGAAGGCAGGAUGUUCCGGUCCGUGAUGUCUGUGAUGAGGUUCACAGUGUCUGACAACAUCACACAUUCCACUGGCCUGGUGACACCACUGGAUAACGUGACAGCUUUGUGGCCAACAGCAACACAGGCAAUCAAUGACACCAACAUCACUGUGCCGCACAAGUGCCUGUUGUUGCUCUAUGAGGACAUUGGGAAGUCCAGGGUCCGCUACUGGGAUCUUCUGCUCCUGGUUCCCAACGUACUUUUCUUUAUGUUUCUUCUCUGGAAACUGCCCUCUGCCAGGGCCAAAAUCAGGGUCACUUCCAGCCCAAUCUUCACUACAUUCUACAUACUAGUAUUUGUGGUGGCUUUAGUCGGCAUUGCUCGUGCUGUUGUCUCCAUGACUGUGAGUGCCUCUGAUGCUGCCACAGUUGCAGAUAAGAUCCUGUGGGAGAUCACAAGAUUCUUCCUUCUGGCGAUUGAACUGAGUGUGGUGAUUCUAGGCCUUGCCUUUGGUCACCUGGAGAGCAAGUCAAGUGUGAAACGUGUUCUGGCAAUCACUACAGUGCUGUCUCUGGCGUAUUCUGUCACCCAGGGCACCCUGGAAAUCCUGUACCCUGAUGCCCACCUCUCAGCAGAAGAUUUCAACAUCUAUGGCCAUGGAGGGAGACACUUUUGGCUUGCCAGCUCCUGUUUCUUCUUUCUGGUCUAUUCCUUGGUGGUGAUUCUUCCAAAAACUCCUCUGAAAGACCGGAUUUCUUUGCCCUCCAGGAAGAGUUUUUAUGUUUAUGCUGGAAUCCUGGCACUGCUGAACCUGGUGCAGGGCCUGGGCAGUGCUCUUCUCUGUGUGGAUAUCAUAGAAGGACUGUGCUGUGUUGAUGCAACCACGUUCCUUUACUUCAGCUUCUUUGCACCUCUCAUAUAUGUGGCAUUCCUGAAAGGCUUCUUUGGGUCUGAACCGAAGAUCCUUUUCUCCUACAAAUGUCAAGUGGAUGAGCCUGAGGAUGUGGAUGUGCACCUGCCCCACCCUUAUGCUGUUGCCAAGAAGGAAGGAAUGGAUUCUGGCUUCUACUCAAGCACUCAGAUAGACACCACAGCUUACCUGGAUGACGUGGCCUCCAUGCCAUAUCACGUGGGCAGCAUCAACAGCAUAGACAGUGACCGCUGGAAAGCCAUCAAUGCCUAAAGCAGGGCUACCUGCUUCACAUGAUGUCUUGUUCCUUUCCUUCCAAACUCCCUGAUACCACAGCUGUUAGGAUGUCCACUGGAAACCUGGCCUUGGCUAUCUGCCAUGGCUUUCUGCUCUUCCUUAGGAUUUCCAGAACCUAUUGUGGAACUGAGUUGGCAGCCCAAAUCCUGUUGAAAAGAACAUUUUUGUUUCACUAUCUGACAACAAUGUAAAACAGUCUUCAUAAAACCUAUAAACACCGAACCUUCCUGUUCUGCCAUGUUCCAGAUGUGAAUAUGACCCAGAAGACAGGCCUGCCUGGCACCUCUUCCUUUUCAGUGACUGAAAACACUUGUCUGCCAGUUUGGGGAAUGGUGUGUUUAGGGAUCAGGAUGUUGAUUUGACUGCUGUAUUGUACAUAUAUAGAAAGAGUUUGGUAGGUGAAACCAAAGAUGGUCUUUGUGGGCAUUUUCAAGCAGCAUGGCUGCCUGGGUCUUUGUCAUAGUGCAACAGCAUAAGUGGUGAUGGUGUCUGAAGAGGAAAGCUGUUGAAAAAGAGAAAGUUGGGCUUAUCUCUGGUUUCAGCUAAUAUUGAUGGAAAUAAUGAGUUGCAGUUGCUAGGGGUUAAAAGGAGUGUUCUGAGUGAGUGAGAACAGAGGUGUUAAAAGGAGUGAACUCUUCUUUGUGCCCUAGCAGCGUUUUGCUUGGGUGGUAGCUAGCAGCGUGGAUGUGAACUGGCUGAACAAUAGGGAGACAAGGACAGACAGUGCUGCUGUCUAGCUGACCUGAAAUAGUUGUGAAACAGUCAG
Dryobates pubescens (Downy woodpecker) is the source of this 2248-nucleotide messenger RNA. It is a transcript of the gene TPRA1, whose product is annotated as transmembrane protein adipocyte associated 1. Gene Ontology annotation, cellular component: plasma membrane. The record is from RefSeq and is a predicted model, not a curated record. The transcript is spliced from 10 exons. NCBI's taxonomy places the organism in Eukaryota, Metazoa, Chordata, Aves, Piciformes, Picidae. Gene Ontology annotation, biological process: G protein-coupled receptor signaling pathway. Gene Ontology annotation, molecular function: G protein-coupled receptor activity. The coding region runs from base 88 to 1458 and encodes 456 amino acids.